CGUGCACACGCGGCGCCCGGCGCACGUGGUCCGUCCCGGGCCGCAGGCUCUGGGCGGCGGGCUACGGGUGAGGCGAGGUCUUUUCAGACCCUGGGGUAAGGUGUGGCGUUUCUGUGGCCUCCCGAGUUCGGUGUGGGUGAGCGUGGCUUCCGGGGACCCGGGAGCCGGUCUAGUGCAGGUCGCCGUGGCCGAGUCUGACGCGGCCUUCUCGGACCGCCGUACGGCUGGGUCUCGAGAGGAUCGGAACGAAUCCAGCCCAACACACCGAAGGGCGUGGGGAGCCGGCGGGUCGGGGACCGUCGCCAUCCCGGGUGGGGGGCGCGCGGAAUCUGCGAGCCCGGAAGAACAGGCUGCGCCACGCCGAGCCGGAAGCGUUGCCCGCGAGGCGGAAGCGGAGGGAGCGGGCUGGUGUGGUGAGAGCCUGUUCUGUCAAGCGCCGAAGACCCUCGGUCCCGGACGGGGCGUGGCUGUGACGAGGUCUGUCAGGAAAAGGCCAAAAGAACAGGGCCACUUACGGUGAGAUGCCGAUGCCGGGCCCAGGUAGACCCGAGUGCACCACCUCAGGGGCAGUGCACACAGUGCUUCAUGUCUGACCGACGGGAAGAAAAAAAAAUGUCUCAAAAGCAGAUGAAGGAAGCUUUUGUCAGUAACCUCAACGGAACCAGCGUGCUGGAAGUGACCCAGGGCUUGUGCUUCCCUGCAUUCUGUGUCCUGUGUCGAGGCCUUUUGAUCAUUUUCUCACAGCAUGUGUGUUCUUUCUCACACAGCUGGAGCACACGCUUCUUCAUGGACUUUGUUGUCCUUGUAGUCCCCUUGGUGAUCACUUUGACUCUGUUGUCUCCGUUUAUCCUACUUGAGAAUCUCACUGCAAUUGCCUGUGGAGCAUGGCUGUUGUAUCAGAUAUACCAGAAGAGGACUUGCCAUGCCAAAGUGCCUGUUCAGAAAGUCUUUGCAAACUUCUUGCAAAUCAGCCUAGAAUCAGAGCACAGUCCAGCCAUCACUUAUUACCGGGUCAUUAACAGCGUGUUUACUGCUAUUGCCAUUUUGGCUGUGGAUUUCCCACUGUUCCCUAGAAGAUUUGCCAAAACUGAGCUUUAUGGGACAGGGGCAAUGGAUUACGGAGUAGGUGGCUUUAUUUUUGGGGCUGCAAUGGUUUGUCCAGAGGUUAGAGGGAAACAUGUAGAAGGGUCCAAAUUUAAUUAUCUUAGAAAAUCACUGUAUUCUGUCUGGCCGUUAGUUGUCUUAGGAAUGGGACGGUUAGUCAUUAUAAAAUCCAUAGGCUAUCAGGAACAUUUAACUGAGUAUGGUGUUCACUGGAAUUUUUUCUUUACCAUCGUAGUUGUGAAAUUAGUAACAUCACUUCUUUUGAUUAUUUUUCCUUUAAAUAAGUCCUGGAUUGUGGCUGUCAGCAUUACUGUGUUAUACCAGCUAGCUCUUGACUUUACUCCACUCAAGAGGAUAAUUUUGUAUGGCACUGAUGGUAGUGGCACGAGAGCUGGUUUACUAAAUGCCAACCGGGAAGGCAUAAUUUCCACUUUGGGGUAUGUGACAAUAUACAUGGCUGGUGUGCAAACAGGGUUGUAUGUGUUUAGGAAUAGAACACACAUCAGAGACUGGAUAAAAGUGACUUGUUGUAUUCUCUUAGUGGCUGUUAGCUUUUUCAUUUCUCUUUAUAUAGUUCAAGUGAAUGUCGAAGCCGUAUCUCGAAGAAUGGCCAAUUUAGCCUUUUGUGUGUGGGUGGUUGCUUCUAGCCUGAUGCUUCUUAGCUGUCUGUUACUGAGUGAUAUAAUUUUGAGUUUUGCCAAAUUUCUAAUUAAAGGGGCUCUAGUACCAUGUUCUUGGAAAAUUAUACAGUUGCCUGCUACAAAUAAAAAACAUUCCAAAUCUCUAAUCCUAGAAGCUGGGAAAAAAGAGCCCAGUCUUUGUUUAAUCACAGCUCUGAACAGAAACCAGCUGUUUUUUUUCUUACUGUCAAAUGUAACAACUGGUCUCAUUAACCUGACAGUGGAUACAUUGCACAGUGGUGCCUCCCAGACCUUAGUUGUGCUUGGUAUUUAUAUGUUUGCCAACUGCUUAGUUAUCUAUCUACUUGAUUUACAAGGUAAAACCACAAAGUUUUGGUGAUGAAUUUGUAGGCUAUAUAUAUUUGAACAGCAUUAUUUUAGUGAAUAAAUGAAGGAAAUGUGCUCUCA
This is a messenger RNA of Arvicola amphibius (Eurasian water vole), 2192 nucleotides long. RefSeq names its product phosphatidylinositol glycan anchor biosynthesis class W (gene Pigw). Gene Ontology annotation, molecular function: glucosaminyl-phosphatidylinositol O-acyltransferase activity. The transcript is spliced from 2 exons. Gene Ontology annotation, biological process: protein localization to plasma membrane; GPI anchor biosynthetic process. Bases 586 to 2124 code for a protein of 512 amino acids. NCBI's taxonomy places the organism in Eukaryota, Metazoa, Chordata, Mammalia, Rodentia, Cricetidae. Gene Ontology annotation, cellular component: endoplasmic reticulum; membrane. The record is from RefSeq and is a predicted model, not a curated record.